Messenger RNA from Fusarium sp. VM40, 684 nucleotides. The record is from the annotation of a GenBank genome assembly. Lineage: Eukaryota; Fungi; Ascomycota; Sordariomycetes; Hypocreales; Nectriaceae.
AUGGGACGAGAAGAUCAGGUUGAAGAGCGCGAAGUGCUCGAGUCCAUCUUCCCAGAUGAGAUUACAGAUAUCUCUGAUACAGAGUUUAGAGUAUCAGUCGCGCUAGACAUCCCCGGCGAAGAAGAAGAGGAACCUCCAACCAUGCUUCUCCAAGUGAGAUAUCCAGAAGAUUACCCCGAAAAGCCGCCCCAUCUAGACAUUCUCGCUCCUCCCAAUGCCGCACCUCACGACCACUUCAAUGUCGCCGACGAUCGCGACCAGCUGCUCGCCAGUCUUGACGAGACCAUCCAAGAAAACCUCGGUAUGGCAAUGGUUUUUGCGAUAGUCUCUACGCUGAAGGACAAUGCCGAGCAACUUGUCCAGGACCGCAAGGACGUUAUCACAAGGGCCCAAGAGGAGGUCGCCCGUGCCGCUGAGGCGGAAGAGAACAAAAAGUUCCACGGCACAGCUGUCACUCCUGAGUCGUUUAUCAAGUGGCGCGAGGGUUUCCUGAAGGAGAUGGAGGAGAAGAGGCAGCAGGAGGAGGACGAUCGUCUUGCUGAGUUGAAAAAGGCAAAAGUCAAGGAGCCUGCUCGUAUGUCGGGUAGACAGCUUUGGGAGAAGGGUCUUGUUGGCAAGGUUGAGGAGGAGGAUGACGAUAUGCUCGUGGAAGGUAUCGAGAAGCUCAAGGUCGAGGCUGCUUAG